This is a messenger RNA of Sander lucioperca (pikeperch), 993 nucleotides long. RefSeq lists its product as uncharacterized. Bases 337 to 870 code for a protein of 177 amino acids. Lineage: Eukaryota; Metazoa; Chordata; Actinopteri; Perciformes; Percidae. The transcript has 6 exons. The record is from RefSeq and is a predicted model, not a curated record.
CGUCGUCCAUGCUGUUAUAGAGGAUACAUAUAGGGGGUGUCUUUUGGUAAGUUGACAGGAUGCUAUCGCUGUUUCACUUCCUGCCCAGCUGUUCAACGGCUCGCAUGAAUAUAGACCUGUCGCAUAUCUUUAAUUUAAUUUAUUUAUAGUCUCAUCUCAACUGAAGUUAUCUCAGGACACUUUACAGAUGUAAAGUGUAAUGUUAAUCUUUUCAAUAGAUUUUGUGUACUAGACUAGUACAAAUGGGGAGAACGGCACACACUUUCAGACAGUCUCACCUUAAAGCCAUUCAUGGUGUUGAAAUAGUUACAAAAACAGGACUUUUUCUCCACAGUGAUGAAGGAGAUCCUGUCAGAGUUUGGUCUACAGGUCGUCAGCCACAGCUUCACUCCCACAAAGGUUCCCAAUGUCCGCUAUGAGCUGACCGAGUCUGAUCCGUUAAUACAAUCCAGGAACACAGCAGCUUAUGCACAGGUGUUUGUCCACAGAGACUUCAGUGCAGUUCGAGAUCAGGCCGUGAAAACGAUCCAGACAGCCUUUACUCUGCUGGACCAGGAGUUUCAGAAACUGGAUCGAGAAAAGUCAGAGGUUUCUCAAGCUGCUGCUGCUCUGCUAAGAGAGAAAGGAGCUCACAAAGCUUUUAGACAACAACAGCAACAGGAGCUGCGGGAGAUGCUGGACAGACAUCGCUCUCAAAAUGAGGCGUGGCUGCGAGCGAGAGCCGAGGAGAACGACCAAGAGAGGAGGGAGCUCUGCAGACUCAGAGAGGAGUUGUCGCAUGAGCAGGAAAGGCUGAAGGAGGAGCAUAAAAGCAUCCAGAAACGCAGUGAACAUCUUCUGUCCAUCAUGCAGCAGUUCAAAGGAAUGUAAGAUAGAUAGAUAGAUAGAUAGAUAGAUAGAUAGAUAGAUAGAUAGAUAGGGGGGGAAUUUCUUGAGGGAUUACUCUUCAUGUAUUACAUUUUCCUUCAAUAAAAAUAUAUAUUGCAAAAGAAU